This is a messenger RNA of Rotaria sp. Silwood2, 522 nucleotides long. Lineage: Eukaryota; Metazoa; Rotifera; Eurotatoria; Philodinida; Philodinidae. The record is from the annotation of a GenBank genome assembly.
AUGAAAAACACAAUUAUAUCCGAUAUUGAUGCUAAAAAAUGUUCACCAACUGGUAAAUAUUAUCGCUCUUAUAAAGGUGAUAUAACAAUUCGAACAGGCAAUACUAGUAGUGGAAGAAAAGAUACAUCUGAUGUUAAUUGGAGUUGUGGAACAGCUAAAUUAGAUGUUAAAGUCUUAGAUCAACUUGAAAUUAAAUUUGAUCAAACACAUCCUUGUCGUUUAUGUGAUGAUGAUUUUAGUUCUAAAACAUUAAUUAAUGAAAAAUUGUUAAGAUCAGAUAAUAAACGUUCAUCUAGUUAUUCAGGUUCAAUUAUUACAGAUGAUGGUAAACGGAAUGAAGUACCUUAUAUCAAAUCUAAAAAAUUAGGAAAUGUUAAUACAGAUAAAAUCUGUCCAUUAUAUGGUAAAUCUCGUUUGGAUAAUCAUUCAAAUCAUCAAAUAACUCAAUUAACUCUUGUAGAAAAUAUAUCAACAACAAAUGAAUUAAUUAAAAAUUUACAUAAUAAAGGUUUAGCAAAGUGA